Molecule: messenger RNA, 795 nt
Organism: Paraglomus occultum
Lineage: Eukaryota; Fungi; Glomeromycota; Glomeromycetes; Paraglomerales; Paraglomeraceae
Source: the annotation of a GenBank genome assembly
AUGGCCACCAUACCUUAUCCAGUAUUUGAUGGCACUAAUCCCAAGUCAUGGUUAGCUCAAAUGGAAGGAGCUAUGCUUGCAAAUGGUAUAGCAGCUGAUAACCAUGCCAGACGCUUAGGCAUUGCCUCUUACCACAUGGGACCUUUUCAAAGCUGGUUAGCUAACCAUAAUCCAGCCAUAGUACAAUGGGAUAAUACUCGAGCAGGACAUCACGGAUUUAAGCAACACUUUCUUGCUGAAUUUUUCAACAAUGAGACCAAAGAAGAAGCUCUAACCAUUGCUGAAAGACGGAUUCAGAAACCAGGAGAAUCUAUUGAUAUGUACAUUGCAGCACUCAGAAGAAUUUGGCAAGAAUGUGACCCUAAUGAGAUGACUGACUACCAUAAGCUCAAGAAUUUCCUUAGUGGGCUAACUCCUGCUAUCAGAAUGUCAGUUAAACAGACCAUGCCAGCUGACCUCAAUGCAGCAAUCACUACAGCCAAGGCGCACUAUAGAGCUGUAAAAGAAGAAAUGCAGCCUGAACCAUCAAUGGCAGCCACUGAAGUAAAUGAAGCUUUAACAGCAGAAAUUAAAGAGCUAAGAGAGAAACUCAAGCAACUGGAAAUGAAAGAACCAGCCCAACAAAAUCAAUGGAGAAGACCAGAGCAUGUUAGACAAUCCGUAGUGAACAUGCAUUGCUUUUACUGUGGAAAAAUGGGACAUAGGCAAUUUGACUGUAGAAUUAAAGAAUUACACAUCAAACAGGGCAGAAAACUUAGGUGGUAUCAACCUCCGCCUAGAAAUGACAGACUAUAA